AUGGCGGGAGAAUUACGGCGUCCUGAGCAACUACGCUUAAAGUGGAAAAACUUAAAGAACUCGGCAAGGAAACGCAAUACAUUGAUAAGACAAAAUAAUUUAAAGAUCGGUGGUGGAAUCACAUACAUCCCUCCCGACGAGGCACUGGACCGUAUAACAUCUAUGUUAGAUGCAAUGUGCACGGGUUCACUGUGGAGUUUGGUGGUGACAGCGAAAAAGAAAUGA
Messenger RNA from Parnassius apollo (apollo), 225 nucleotides. The record is from the annotation of a GenBank genome assembly. NCBI's taxonomy places the organism in Eukaryota, Metazoa, Arthropoda, Insecta, Lepidoptera, Papilionidae.